CCGCCGGCCGGGCGCUGACAGGUGCGGGCGGGAGGGAAGCUGCUGAGUAAGGCGGGUCGGGAGGAGACAGAAGGGAGGGGGAGGAGGAACGAGGAGGAAGGAGAAGCAGCCCUGAGGUGUCCGGCCACAGCCACACGCUCAUGGGGACGGCGGUGAGUCACAGCAGCGAGGAAGAGGAGGAGGAGGCGGCCGAGGAAGGCAUGGAGCCGGCUCAGCACGGAGAUCCCUUCCCGGCCGCUCCGCUGCCGCCCGUCGAGGUGCUGCUGGAGCAGGCCCGGCUCAGAGAGGCCACGGCCCGACUGAGGGAAACGGCGCUGCCGGAAUCGUUGGUGUCGAGACAUCACGGAGCGUUGGUGAGAUGGUUGGAGGAGAGGAUGAGCCGGGGGGACGAGGCCGUGAGUCUGGAGCAGUUCUGCGAGGUGCUGGAGAGCGUGUCCAGGAUGAACGCGGGGUCCCGCGGGGAGAGCGAGGAGGCUUUUGCACAAUUUGAUGCUGAAGGAGAUGGCACCGUAGAUGUGGAGAAUAUGCUGGAGGCUCUGAAGAAUUCCAGUGGAGCUAAUCUUCAAGGGGAGCUGAGCCAUGUCAUCAGGCAACUGCAGGCGUGUUCACUUGUUCCAGGUUUUAUAGAUAUAUUUUCUGAAUCUAAAGAGCGCCUUGGCCUUCAUGCUUCAAUGAUCCUGAGGUUCUUGCACCGGAAUCGAAUUUCCAGUACCGCCAUCCCAUACCCAGUGCUGGAGUACUUCAACAACAUCUGCAUGAUGCGGUCUUCUGUUCUGAAGGAUUCCUUAGAUCGACUUCUCCUAAAAGAGAAAGAAUACCCCAGUGACUUGAAUGGUAACGAGGAGUCGGACAAGCUGAAGUCUGUCACAAAGUGCUAUACUCAUAUAGAAACCUCAUCCAAUUCUGCUGAUAUUGACAAGAUGACAAAUGGGGAAACGACGUCCUUCUGGCAGUCUGACGGCAGUGCUCGCUCCCAUUGGAUACGUUUAAAGAUGAAACCAGAUGUUGUUCUGAGACAUCUGUCUAUUGCGGUGGCAGCUAAUGACCAGAGCUACAUGCCACAGCAAGUGACAGUGGCAGUGGGAAGGAAUGCCAGCAGUCUCCAGGAGGUCCGAGACGUUCACAUUCCAAGCAAUAUCACUGGCUACGUAACACUGUUGGAAAACGCUAACAUUAGUCAGAUGUAUGUUCAGAUAAACAUCAAGCGUUGCCUUAGUGAUGGAUGUGACACUAGAAUCCAUGGACUCAGGGCAAUUGGUUAUCAAAGAGUUAAGAAGGUGGGCGUCUCAGUCUGCGAUGCUUCAGCUAUCUGGUAUUGGUCUCUGCUGACCUCUCUGGUAACAGCUUCCAUGGAAACCAAUCCAGCCUUUGUUCACACUAUAUUACAAAAUACUCAGAGAGCCCUGCAGCACAUGCCACCUCUGUCUCUGACACCAAGCUCUACAGAUUUUUCCAACUUCUUGUCUCCAAAUGUUUUGCAAGAAGUAGAUAGCUUCCUCAUAAGAAUAACAAGUUGUUGUACUACUCCAGACGUUGAACUUACACUCUUGGCCUUUGCCUUAGCCAGGGGGAGUGUUGCUAAAGUGAUAAGCUCCCUAUGUACAAUCACUGAUCAUCUGGACACUCCAUACAAGGCUUCAUCGCUUAUCGCUUCUAUGGCAACAGUUAGACAGAACCUGCUGUAUAAAUAUGGAAAGCCAUUACGACUAACUUUGCAAGCAUGUGAUGUAAAAGGGAAAGAAGAUAAAUCAGGGCCUGAAAACCUCCUUGUAGAGCCAUGGACUGGGGAUGGUUUUCUUACUGAAACUGGGAAGACCAGAGCAAGUAUCAUUCUUUCUACUGGAACUGAAUCUUCAUUUCAAGUGACACAAAUUAGAAUAAAGGUCCGAAGAGGUGCCAUUGGGGCACAGUGUGGGCUGGUGUUUGCUUACAACAGUGCUUCAGAAAAGUUCCAUGCAGAGGAACACUUCAAAAGAUUUGAAAGCUAUGACAAAUGGAAGCUGAAGGAGUUCAAACAGUUCUUGAAAAGCAGGAGUAGUAGUUCCUCUGAUGAGUUGGGAGACGAUGAUCCCAUUGGCUGGUUUGAAGUGGAAGAAGAGUGGGAUGAGGUGGAUGUCAAAAUGCAGCAAUGCAGAGUUGCCCAAUACUUAAUGAUUAAGUUCCUGUGCACAAGACAAGACACAGCAGAACGGCUUGGAGUGCAGGGCCUGAAUGUUCUUGGGUAUCUCCGGCCUGUGCGAGAGGAACCCAGCAGGAGCAUGCACUGCUUGCAGUGCAGGAAGGCAGAUGAUGAGACAGUUUGUGGCACAACUCUUCUCCUGAAGACGCUUCAUUUCAUCCAGCAGCUUGCACAGGACCUGGUUCAACAGAAGGAGAGUGGAUUAAAAAGCAAGUCAUAUUUAGAUUUCACAGACCUUGAUUUACAGCUGUUCUGGAACUUUUACAAUAAACUUCAGCAAAACCCAAGGGAAGAGUGCAUCUUCGCUCAAACACUACUAUUGCAGCUGCUCCAGAGCUGUUUCUCUGUACUCACUGAAGACAAUAAAACUUCUAAACCUCAAGAAACUUUUCAGAGCAAAACACCUGGUCACGCAAAAGCUGCAGAAGAUCUUUACAGACACUUGUGUGAAGUGGUGGAUAUGGAGGACACUAACUUCAUGCCAGUUAAAAUGCUGAAGCAGGAAGUUAAGAACACCUUACUUAGCGGCGCAGCAAUCUUCUUCCCAGACAGACAAACCAGGAGAAACCAGCUCUUUGCCAUGAUGAAAAACAUCACAGAGCAAGAACGUAAGCAGUCUGUACAUCUCGCCUUCAGAUCUUUGUGUACCCACUUCAGUGAUCAAGAUCCAGGUGGACUCUUAUUAUUACCAGAGAAGGGAGUUUCUGCAAAUUUUGACAUAAGUGAAGUGCUGUCAGUCAUGGAUACCCUUCUACUGGUGGCAGCAAGAGAGUGUGAAAUGAUGAUGCUGGAUGUUGCGCAGCAGGAGAGUGGCACCGUCCUGUCUUCCCUAUUCUGGUCUGUUCAGGGCAGCCUCCUUUCAUGGUGCUACCUGCAGCUUAAGGGGAGCGAUAGCACAGCCAAGGAUCUUGCUGUAGAAAUACUAAAAAACUAUGUGGGCCAGUUCCUGACAAAUAUCAGAAUGAUUUUGCAGUCACUUUUAUCCCAGUAUAGUGGCAAAACAAUAGUAGAAAAAAUAAGUAAUUCUGUAUUUGCUAUGGCAACUCGUCAGCUGGUCAUCUUCUUGUUGGAUUUUUGCACUUUAGACAUUCCACAUUGUACUCUGCUACAGGAAUUCAGCACUUUGGUAGAACCACUAAAAAAGCUUUGUUGUGAGCCUCAUAAGAUGGAAAUUGAAAGCUGGCAACAAGAACAGCCUGUUGUAUUGCGAACGUGGACUGUGGAAUCUCCUCAUAACUAUGAAAAUAAUUGCCACGAGGUCUCAGUCUUCCUGUGCCAUGGGGCAUCUUACUUUGAGGUGGAAUUUGAUGAAAAAUGUGAAACUGAAAGGAGGUAUGAUUACCUGGAGUUUACUGAUGCCAGGGGUGCAAAAACUCGUUACGAUACAAAGGUUGGCACUGAGAAGUGGCCCAAGAAAGUGACCUUUAAGGCUGGCCCACGGCUGCAGUUUCUCUUUCACUCUGACAGCAGUAAUAAUGAGUGGGGCUACAAGUUCACCGUCACUGCUUUCGGCCUCCCCGAUGUUGCUGUUUCUUGGGGCUUGGAUUUACAGCUUCUAGUGUGCCGACUGAUGGGGCGCUUGGCUUCCCGAAGCAUGGCUCUGAAAUCUCUACGAGAGCUAGGUAGUGAAGCAGAUUUGCCCCCUUUGAAAGUAACAUCAGUUCUUAAUUCUCCAUUGUGGAAACCUGUCUUCAGGCAUCAGAUGUGUCCUGAGGCAGAGCCAGGAGCCAGUGAAACCAGCAGAGGACACCAUGAUAAAAAAGAGGCUAGGAGCUCUCACCAGGAUGACUGCCGUAACUUUCUAAUCGACUUUGCCAAAUCAGAUCCUACCCAGGAUUUCAGUGGGCAAAAGUCUGAACUUUUCAAGGGACUGGUACAGACAUGCAGGAAACAGGCCCCAAAGACAGAUGCAGUUGCUGGUUCUAUUGUUGAUCGAGCUGUGAACUCAACAUUUGCUGCUUUGGUGUAUCUCACUCCAGCUUUAUAUGAGAAGCUUCAGAAAUAUGUCAACAGUGGAGGCAAGGUGCCUUUGAGUGAUGAGUUUGCACAAGUAUAUUCCCUGGCUGAUUCAAUUAGAAUAUGGAUGUUGGAAAUGAAACAGAAAUCCCUGAUGGGUAGGGGGAAUGAUACUGAGGAGAAGCAGAGCACAGAAGCAAGUGAGGUGAACCCAGAAACUCUUGCAAAGCUUUGUAUGCAGAAGAGCCUUUUGUUACUGAAUUUUUUGCCUGUGAGAGCAAAGACGAAAUCUUCAGCUUUGGACAGCCUGGAAGCCCAGGAUAGUGAUCAUGUUCACCAGUAUGUCACUGGUAAAAACCAAAGAAAAAGUUCUGUUGUGGAAACAGACUUCCAGGCAGCACACUCAUCAUCUUCCAAUGGAGUAACUCGUUCUGUUUCAGUAGAGAGGGAGCAAACAACACAAUCUGAUACUAAGAUUAAACAAAUUCCUGGCCCUCUCCAAACAGAGGAGGCAUCUGCAUUUCAUAGUAAGCCUUCUGAAAAUACAGCUUUGCAGCAGGAAGAUGUACCAUCACCUCCUUCCACUCCCACACGAAAAUCUCAGUUCAGCCGUGGGAGACUAAGGCUGCUGUCUUUUAGAUCAAUGGAAGAGCCAAGAGCUGUGCCUACUCUGAAGGAGAAAUAUCCUAUAUUGAAAAACAUAUUGGAUUUUAUUAAGGAUCAAUCGCUUUCCCAUGAAAGUGUUUUAAAGGUCCUUGCUUUGAGAAAAUCCCAAGGGCAGAACAUUUUGGAAGUGCUCAAGACAAUCCGCCGGUGCCUGGGUUCACUCGGACAGCCCCACUGCUUUCAUCCAUCCUGUGUGCUUUUUCUUUUAGAACUUCUGGCCUGUCAGAAAGAUUUCACAAAUUACUUUGGAAACUUGGAAGGCUGUGGUGUUGCACUGCACAAGGAGAUUCGGGAGUCCUACUAUCAGCUUGUUUUGUUCCUGGUAAACUCUGUGAAGGGAUUUAGUGCCAUUAAUGACAGAUCAUUACUUCCUGCCUUAUCCUGUGUACAGACGACUCUCCUUCACCUUUUGGAUAUGAGUUGGGAACCAAGUGAUCUUUCCUUCUUUGUUGAGAUUCAGUUACCACAGCUCCUUAUGGCGACAUCACAGGAAAACAUAAGUAUUCAUGAUAGUGUGAUCUGUCAAUGGAGUGAAGAAGAUGAAAUUGCAGACUACAAGCAAAACUGUGAGUGGAUGGAUGAAUGCCAGGACAUAAUGUUUGAGAGCUGGUAUGAAAAGAUCGCUCAAGCUGACCCAGAGAAGCAGAGAAAGAUGCACAUGUUUGUUGCACGUUACUGUGACUUGUUAAAUGUGGACAUAUCCUGUGAUGGCUGUGAUGAAAUUGCUCCAUGGCAUCGCUACCGCUGCCUGCAGUGCAAUGAUAUGGAUUUAUGUAAAACUUGUUUUCUUGGUGGAGUUAAACCUGAAGGACAUGAGGAUGACCAUGAAAUGGUUAACAUGGAGUAUGCCUGUGACCACUGCCAGGGAGUCAUCAUAGGUCGGAGAAUGAACUGCAAUGUGUGUGAUGACUUUGACCUUUGCUAUGGAUGUUAUUCUGCUAAGAAGUACUCUGACAGUCACUUGCCCACUCACAGCAUCACAGUGUAUCCAAUGGUGACGAUUCGAAUCAGUGACCGACAGAGACUCAUCCAACCAUAUGUCCACAAUUAUUCCUGGCUGUUGUUUGCAGCUUUGACUCUCUACAGUGCAGAUCUGGCAAAUGGGGAGGAAGUAGAAGGAGAGAAACUAGAUUCCCAGGUCCUUAGUCAUGCCAGAGUUCUACAGCAUCAGUGCAUACAACUCAUAGGGGACUGUCUGAUGAAAGCACAGCAAGGAAAAGGUCUGAAAAAUUUAGCUCUCCUCUGCAUGUUGCCAGAAGGUGAAUCCCUCCCAGAGAAUGACACUGUUUCAGUCAGUCCUCCCACAGAUGGUGCUCCAAAAAGCCAUACUGGUGAUAAAGCAGGGAAGGCGAAGGAUGAGAAACCAAGCACAGGCUCCUUUAUGCAUAGUAAUGGGAAAGGAGAAACUCACAGUGAAAUCCAGUCUCCUGCAGGAGAUAAAGUACCAAAACAUGGAAGUGAAAGUGAUCAUCAUGCUGUGCCUGCAAAGAAAGCUGUUUUGAGACAAGAAUCAGAAUUGUCUAUGGAAGAUAACAUUACUCCAACAGCAGAUGACUGUGUUUCAGAAGAUUCAGCUCAGAAGCAAGCAGAGAAGGUUCUGAUACCUAGCCAGGAACAAGUUUUUGCUGAAUGCUCUCAGAAGAGGAUCCUAGGACUGCUGGCAGCUAUGUUACCACCUUUCAAAUCGGGCUCUACUAUGUCUUUGAUUAACCUGGAGCAGAUACUGCCACUGAUGUUUCAGGUUGUCAUCUCAAAUGCUGGCCACCUAAAUGAAACCUACCAUUUAACACUGGGACUUCUGGGCCAGCUAAUCCUGAGACUGAAGCCUGCAGAAGUGGAUGCUGCAGUGGCUAAAGUCCUUUCAACCAAGCAUAGUUUGUUUGCUCCGGGAGAUCCAUCCACCGUGCCAGAAGGCUGGAAGACAACUCAUCUUCUUUUCAGUCUUGGAGCUGUGUGUUUAGACAGUCGUGUAGGUCUGGACUGGGCAAGUUCCAUGGCAGAUAUACUUCGAUCUUUGAACUCUUCUGCUCAGUGGCACAGUGUCAUUGCUGCUUUCACUGACCAUUGCAUCAAGCAGCUUCCUUUCCAGCUGAAGCACACCAAUAUCUUCACUUUAUUGGUGCUGGUUGGGUUUCCUGAGGUGCUGUGUAUGGGGACUCGUUCUGUGUACAUGGAUAAUGCUAACGAGCCUCAUAAUGUGAUCAUCCUGAAGCAUUUCACUGAGAAAAAUAGAGCUGUUGUAGUAGACAUCAAGACACGAAAGAGGAAAACAGUGAAAGACUACCAGCUGAUUCAGAAAUGUGAACAAGAAGGCAGUGAUUCCCAGGCCCAGCUGAGACAGUACCUCCAGCACUUCGUUCUUAUAUGCACACACCUUUUGCAAACCACCAUAGAUAGCAGCUAUGCUGAGGCGGUGGAAGCAACAUGGGUCUUGUCGCUUGCUCUAAAGGGGCUUUACAGAACACUCAAGAUUCAUGGCUUUCAGGAGGUCCAAGCUGCCUUUCUUCAGUCUGGUUUACUCAAGCUUCUUGUGAAGAAAUGUAGCAAAGGAACUGGCUUCAGUAAGACCUGGCUUCUCAGAGACUUGGAGAUUUUGUCAAUAAUGUUGUACUCUUCAAAGAAAGAGAUCAGUUCCUUGGCUGAACGUGAGGAUACUGAACUGGAAGAAAGAGAACAAGAUCAAGAUGUGGAGCAAUCCAUUGUUGGUCCUGCUGAUGUAGAGCAGAACAAACUCGAUCCUCUGGAGGGUUUGGAUGAAGCCACCAAAAUCUGCUUCUUGAUGACACACGAUGCACUCAAUGCACCUCUCCAUAUCCUGCGAGCCAUGUAUGAGUUGCAAAUGAAAAGAACUGAGUCUUUCUUUCUGGAAGUUCAAAAGAGGUUUGAUGGAGAUGUAAUUACAACAGAUGAGAGGAUCCGAACCUUGGCUCAGAAAUGGCAACCCAGCAAGCGUUUGAAGUUGGAGGAGCAGAGUUCAAAAGCAGUAGAUACAGAUAUGAUCAUCUUACCAUGUUUGUCCAAGCCUGUACUCUGUGAUAAAGCAACAGAAGAGACCAAUCCAGUUGCCCAGAAACUGAUAACUAACACAGAGAGUGAUCUACAGCUUAGUUACGCCAAGCAGCGGCGCACAAAGAGUUCCAUCCUCUUGCACAAGGAGCUGGACUCCAGAAGCAAAAAGGCUGUGAGGGACUACCUGUAUCGUGUAAAUGAGGCGACUGCUGUUCUUUAUGCCAGGCAUGUGCUGGCAUCACUGUUGGCUGAAUGGCCAGAUGAUGUGGCAAUAAACGAGGAAGUCCUGGAUCUUAGCGGCCCAGCCCAUAUGACAUACAUACUGGACAUGCUUAUGCAGCUAGAGGAAAAGCAGUUAUGGGAAAAAAUUCUGCAGAAAGUACUGCUCGGAUGCAAUGAGAGCAUGCUGGGAACAAUGGCACUGACAGCUUGCCAGUUCAUGGAGGAGCCUGGAAUGGCCGUCCAGGUGCGCGAGUCAAAGCAUCCUUACAACAACAAUACCAAUUUUGAGGAUAAAGUUCAAAUUCCCGGUGCUAUCUACCUCUCAAUCAAAUUUGACUCUCAGUGUAAUACAGAAGAAGGCUGUGAUGAGUUGCUCAUGUCCAGCAGCAGCGAUUUCCAGCAGGACCGGCACAGCUUCAGUGGCUCUCCACAGAAAUGGAACGACUUUGAGCUUCCAGGAGAUACUCUCUAUUAUCGAUUCACUUCUGACAUGAGCAACACGGAGUGGGGCUAUAAGUUUACAGUGACAGCAGGUCAUCUGGGGAGGUUUCAGACAGGGUUUGAAAUCCUAAAGCAGAUGCUGUCUGAAGAAAGGGUAAUUCCUCACCUCCCGCUGGCCAGAAUCUGGGAAUGGCAGGUGGGGGUGGCAUGUCGUCAGACCGGCCACCAGCGCCUGAAGGCCAUCCACUUGCUCUUGAAGAUCGUGCAGUGCAGUGCCCAAAGGGACUGUGACCUCACGUUGCUGAAGCCACUUUGGCAGCUUUUCACCCAUAUGGAAAACAACAUAUGUCAUGAUGUGACCAAGCCUGGUAUUCUCCUUCCUCUUCAUCGUGCACUUGCAGAACUCUUUUUUGUUACAGAAAACAGAGUUACUGAGCUUGGAUCUCUACAGGAGUAUUUGCUUGCCUUAAAUUCUGAAGAUCAUCUUCAUCGCUGCACAGCACAGGCCCUGAGAAACAUUGCUGCUAUCAGCCUUGCCAUUAACUAUCCAAACAAAUCAACAAGUUUCUGGAAUGUUUAAUACUGGCUCAGGCCGGAGUGCAUGGGAUAGAGUAGUUUGUCCAUAGGAACCUUGGAACAAACAACUCCGAUCAGGAAAAGUUCCUUCAGCUUCAGUGUAUGAGCACUCUGCAGCCUUCCUUCCUUCCACCUUGAUGUAGAAUUUGUAAAAGUAAAAGCGCACUUUGAUGAAAAAAGCACAUCUUGAAGUAACUCACGCGUCGCCUACAGUUAUGUAUGCACAUAUUGUAGCAUGUUAGAGUAAACAAAACAAUUUUUGUUUUCAUUCAGAGGAAAUAAACAAAAGAAGGUAAAUGAAGUAUGAGAAUGGAAGGGCCCCCCCCGCAUUGGUAUCGGCUGCUCCCGAGGAAAAUUGAUUGGUGGAACCUGAAAGCUUUGAAAGUGUUGCUGAAUUGAAGGAUGCCAUCAGCAGCAUCUGUUUACCAAUGGAGUGAAACAGGCAAACCAGAAUCUGGUGGGCUGAUGUGGAAAUGGUCCACACUUGAAUCAUGCCAUUGCUUGCUUCUGCUUUGAAGCCUACUACGUGGGGAAAAGAACUUUUGAUUAAUGGUAAUCUACAGGUUGCAGAACAAAUUCUGGGUGAUUGCAUAGCAGUUAAAGGAUUCCAGGGCAUCCUUGUGCAAGAGAUUAAUGCUUCUCCUGUUCUUUGACUCAAUCAACUGGAUCAUCUGUUCUUACCUUAAUUUAUCUCUGGUGGUUUAUUCCAAAUAGUACGUUGUUCUAGCACGGAUUGCAAAGGCUGACCUCCUUCACUUAGCAGUGCUGAGAUGAGGAACUGAGAAACCUGCCUAUUUCUCAAAGGUCGUAUCAUUACAAGAAAUCAUUCAGGAGAGAUUUUUUUGUGUUUUCCAAGUACUGGUGGCAUACAGAGGGCCUUCUCAGCAAUGCUGGGAACUCGAGCCUCCAGCUCUCUGGGUGGGAGUUAAUGAUCAAUCUCAUCUUACCUUACACAGCAAUAACUGUAUUAAUGGACGUGGAAUGAAUUGCAGGCCUUCUACAUUGAAAUAAAUUGGCUUUUUUCCUGCUCAGCUACACUGGUUAUUCCCUUUCCAAAGAGUACAAAGAACAUAGAAGGAUCUGGGGAUGUGUUUUGUGUUUCAUCUUGUCAGGAAUGAAUUCAGAGAAUCUUCUAAUGAUGAUUGUUCUGUUCCCUUCCUCGUUUCAUCAUUAAACUCCUAAAGAGGCAACCAAAAUCUUCAGUAGUGGAGUUUAGCAAACUGUCUUUAAGUUGUGUAAUGGCAAGGCUCUGUCAGAAGGGAACGUGCUUGGUGCCUAAAUAGCAUUGUGCUCUGAGCACCUGAGCAGUGCUUUUGUGGAUGGCCUCUGAACGGACAGGCUUACCAGCCGGGGCUGGAUGUACUUUAAGGGUGAUCCCAUCUGCACAGUGCGCAUCCCCCUUUCCUUGGAUGACCUCUGGCAUUGUAGUUAAAGAUGUGUUGGCUUCUUUCUGUUCAGCCAGGAGACUGUGAGUGAACGCUGCUGAACCGGGCUGGCAGCAUUUUGCCUGAAAGACUUAAAGCUGGAGACCAAGCAGUGCAGUGCUGAAGCCAUUUCCUUCCAGAAUGGAGAGAUCCUCUUAGCCUGUGUAAAUGCUAGAAGUCAGGAAUAACAUACUGCUUAUCAAAGAUGGAAAGGAUGCAGAGAAAUGCUGCUCUGAGACCCCUCCUUGAAUGUACCUUAACUGAAAGCUAAAGCUCUUCCUUCCAGAAGGAGCUCGCGAUGGGAAGAGAAUCACCAAAGUUGUGGCGUAUCUUUAACGUGUGGAUCAUUUUGUUCCCGUAUCCGAGCAAUGCAUUGGAGUCUGCAGUCUCACUGCAAGGGUGAGAAACCAGAGACUUCACACGUUCUAAAAGCGUGAGCAGAUUCUGAGUUGCUGCACCAAGAGAUGCUCAGUGUGCUUCAGGGACAGGUGAGCUCUUGGAAAUUGCUCUUCUCGAGCAGUAGGACUUUUCCUAUUCACUGCCUCAGUGUGAAUCCAUGGCCAAGCAGCCAGGGAUCUGCAACGGGCUGAUUUGCUAAGGCAUGUAGCAUGCUGCUGAGAUCUUCCUAUGUUUUAGUCCGAGAAGGCUUUUUCUUUUUUCACAUCAGGGAUGAAGACUGUAAAUAAACCAUUCGUAGAACCUGCGACGGCUCCGUCAUAGUCACGUUCUUUCUGUUGGAUUGCCUGUUUGCUUUCUGUCUGAAGACAUGAGGCUGCAAGGAUGAGCAGGAGUGGCCAGCGAUCCUCACUGGGCUCACCCGCUUCCUUACUCUACCAGCAGUAACUGGCCUUGAGAGUCACCUCCUUGCCCUAAGGGACUGCCUGGGAACGUUGUCCACUAACUGUUAUUUCUACCCACUAGAUGGAACUGAAGGACUGUGACCUGAGUUGACACUGAAUCUGUUGCUGCCUUACAACUUAAAUCAUUCAUUACAGAUUUUUACGAGACAAAAACACUUGAUCGUUUUGUUUUGUUUUUUUCUUUUUCCUCCUGAUAUUAAAGAGGAUGAGAUUACAGAUCUAAUAACACGUGAUCAGUCGUAUGUUGAGAAUCCCCCAGCAGUUCCAAAUGGAUGGAGAUGGUGAUGCAGUAGAAAACUGGCUGGAAAACAGGAAUGCUUAGAGAAAAAGAAAUGUGCCUAAUAUGAAACCAUGAUAAUAAAGUAGUUGUCCUGCCUGAAUCACCUCUGAUACGCUUCAGAGAAUCCACGCUGUUGGUACCGAUACCUUUGACUUGCUUUCAUUAAACACUUAGAGAAAAGAGAGUUUUAUAAUUUCUUUUAUUACGGGUUUACUACUUUGCGAUUUUUAUCAGUUGUUUAAAGUAUAUCAAAACCUUUUAGAUUUAUUCCGGUUCAGUUCAACGUGUACAAAGAAAGCUACAGAUGUGGGUAAAAUAUGCAAAUGCAGAGAAAUAUAUUGUAAAAAUUCUAUAAAAACAAA
Molecule: messenger RNA, 11975 nt
Organism: Coturnix japonica (Japanese quail)
Lineage: Eukaryota; Metazoa; Chordata; Aves; Galliformes; Phasianidae
Source: RefSeq, a predicted model, not a curated record